CAAAUAUUUUUUUACUUAACCCUUCCCCCCUCAACUCAUAUAAGAGAUACAUAAAAUUUCAGAUCCUAAGCUAAAAGCAUAGUUAGUUUAAUUAUCACGUGUAAAAUACGUAUACCCAAUUCUCGUGAUUUAAAAGUUCGGGAUUUAAAUUUUUUUUAUCUACGUGAUUAUUUUGAGAUGAUAGUAUAAAAGUGUCCUAAUAAAAGUUUAUAGCACUGCUACUGUAUUAAAAUUGCAUGAGGUCUUAUCGGUCAUGUAUUAAAGUGACACACCUGACGGUUUCAUACGUCAGGAAUAGUUUUCAAAAUGUUUCGAGAGAAUAAGCAACUACAAACAUAUAUUUUUUAAUCGGUAAAAUGGACAAGUUAACUAUUGUUGAAGAAAAAUCGUUGAUAAGUAGUUCAAAAUGUUUUUAAUAUUUCGACAAAUUUUUUUACGAUAAGUAUUUUAUUAUUUGACACAUAAUACACAUUUUUCAGUAAAACGUUCAUUUUGGUGCACGAAAAAAUGACAAAAAAAGUAAAAAUGUGUAGUGAUCACAAAAGUUUCAUUAAUGUAUGAACCUAGUACCAACAUAAUAUAUUGAUUUUAAACAAUUGCAAGUUAUGGAGCCAUUCUAUUCUGAAACAAAUUUAAAAUUUCCACGAUCCAUUUGGUUUAUAACUGGGACUGAACUAUGCGAACGGUACAACUAUUUUGGACUACGAAAUGACUCACACUUCUAUUUUUUAAAAGCUGUUUUAGUUCUAUACUUGACAACAAUUUUGAACUAUAGUGGCGAUUCCUCGACAGUUAUAUAUCACAGUUUCAUAGUUCUUACAUUUAUAAUGCCGUUUUUUGGUGCCACUUUAUCUGAUUCGUACUGGGGAAAAUUCAAGACAAUUUUAAGAUUUUCAAUAGUUUAUAUCGUAGGAAACACAAUACUUACAGCAGCAUCAUUAGCAUCUAUGUUUAGCCUAGACUUCCAAAGAUGGAUCGCUAUUAUGGGAUUGAUAUUGGUAGCUUCUGGAACAGGUGGCAUAAAACCAUGCAUGUUUACAUUUGGAGGAGAUCAAUUUAUAAUGCCAGAACAACAAAACCAAUUUUUGAUUUAUACUAAAAUGUAUUUAUCUGCAGUUCAAAUCGGCGGAUUGGUCGCAUCAUUUCUAAGCCCCGAGUUUAGGAAAAAUGUACAUUGUUUUGGUAGAAAUUCCUGUUAUCCAUUAGCGUUUGGAGUUCCGUCUGUACUUAUGCUUAUAGCUCUAAUGAUAUUUCUACUCGGAAGUAAUAAGUAUAAAAAAAGGAAGCCAGAUUUCGGAGGUGUACAAAAAACAUUCGCAUGCAUUUUCUAUGCCUUACGUAAAACAAUUACGAAGACUUCUUUAAAAAACACUCAUUGGUUAGAUCACGCGAAGAGCAAAUAUAGCGAAGCUCAAAUAUCAGAUACCAAAAAAGUCACUAAAAUACUCUUGAUAUAUAUAACGUAUCCUAUGUUUUGGGCUCUUUAUGAACUACAAGGAUCUCGUUGGGUUUUGCAAGCAACUCUCAUGGAUGGGCGAAUAAAUGGAAUAAAUAAUUGGGAAAUCAAACCUGAUCAAAUGCAUACUAUUGUUCCGCUCUGCUCCGCUGUACUUUAUCUAACUUAUGACCAUGUCCUUAAUCCAGCAAUGAAAAAAAUCGGUAUCGAACAGCCAUUGUUAAAAAUCGUGAUCAGCUACUUCUCCGCUGCUUUGGCCUUCAUGUUUGCUGCGUACAUUCAGUUUAAAAUAUUUGGUGAAAGCACAGUGAUAUCUGCUGGCGAAGGACGUGUUAUUAUUUAUAACGGAUUCGACUGCAAUGUCCGUAUAAACUCUCCGUCACAACACAAUACUUUAGAACCACUUGAUAUGAUCGAAUUUCAAUAUGAAGGUAUUUCGAAUGAAAUGUAUGAAAACUUCAAGCUGAAUUUAGAUUCCUCGUGCGGGACCCUCGUAGACGAUAUUGAAACUUAUGUAACAAUUAAAGAAGGCAAAUCAAUUUCAUACCACUUUACUCGAUUAGAAAACAAAGCGAUAUUACGCCGAGCUAGCCAACAAGAUAAUUUGUUUAAAUCCAAAAGUGGGAAACCUAGUCUCCGAAUUUUUGUCGAUGGAGACAUGGCCAAAACCGAAUUGUUUGUAUUAACUAACACGAAGGAAUAUAUUUCAUAUAGGUAUAACAUCUCUUCCGCAUCAUUGACAAAUUUUAAGCAAGUACUCCACGGAAAAUAUGAUUUAAUUCAUAACGGAGUAGUCAUACAAGCCGAUUUAAAUUUCAUACCAACGACAUUUUAUACACUUUUAAUUCAUACUAACAACCAACGAAUGGAUUCAAAAUUAUUUGCAACCGACGUGGGAAACUAUAUGCAUAUACUAUGGCAGACUCCUCAAUUCAUAUGUAUUCUUAUUGGCGAAGUGAUAUUUUUAAAGACGAGUGCCGAAUUCUCUUUUCUAGAGGCUCCACCUAAUUUAGUAACAUUUGUAUCUGCGUGUUCUUUGAUAACAAAUUCCGUUGGCAAUCUUUUAAUCGUUUUUAUAUCAACGUUAUCACUGGAAAAUCUAGUACAUGAAUAUAUAUUGUAUUCUUGUAUGAUGAUCGUUAAUAUGGCAGUGUUGAUUUACUUGAGUUCUAAUUACGUGUACAGCACAUAGCCGACAACAUAAUGAAGUAACAAUAAACUC
Adelges cooleyi (spruce gall adelgid) is the source of this 2678-nucleotide messenger RNA. RefSeq names its product peptide transporter family 1-like. The record is from RefSeq and is a predicted model, not a curated record. Gene Ontology annotation, biological process: transmembrane transport. Bases 606 to 2648 code for a protein of 680 amino acids. Gene Ontology annotation, molecular function: dipeptide transmembrane transporter activity. Gene Ontology annotation, cellular component: membrane. The transcript has 16 exons. NCBI's taxonomy places the organism in Eukaryota, Metazoa, Arthropoda, Insecta, Hemiptera, Adelgidae.